GCUCCGCGAGCAGCAGGAGGAAGAGGAGGAGCUGGACUUGUCUUCAGCCAGGAGGCUGACGGAUGAUGAGCUGAUGCGAGUGUGCGGGGGCCGCACAGCACACAAGGGUGCCCGGCACGGCCUGACGAUGAGUGCCAAGCUGGCGCGCCUGGAGGAGCAGGAACGAGCCUUCCUGGCCACGUAUGGACACAAGGAGCCCCUCGAGAGGGAGGGAAAGAAGAGGAAAAGGAAAGAGUCCAGGCAUGGAGCCAGUGCCGAGGUGCUGCAGAGCCAGGAGCCAAGUGAGGAGGAGGAGGGAGACAAAGGAGAGGCUGCAAAGAGGAAGAAGAAGAACCAGAAGCCAAACGGAGAAGAAGAGAAGAAGAAAAGGAAGAAGCAGGAGAAGGAGGACAAAGAAGAGUCAGUUGAGAUGGAGAAGAAGAAAAGGAAGAAGCAGGAGAAGGAGGACAAAGAAGAGUCAGCUGAGAUGGAGAAGAAGAAAAGGAAGAAGCAGAAGGAGAACAAAGAAGAGUCAGUUGAGAUGGAGAAGAAGAAAAGGAAGAAGCAGGAGAAGGAGGACAAAGAAGAGUCAGUUGAGAUGGAGAAGAAGAAAAUGAAGAAGCAGGAGAAGGAGGACAAAGAAGAGUCAGUUGAGACGGAGAAGAAGAAUCAGCAGGACAAAGAGCCAGCUGAGCCAGAGGUGCCUCUAGAAGACACAGAUGGGCCAGACCAGGCCAGGCACAGCCCCAGGAAGAAGAAGAGGAGGAGGAAGAAGGACCCAGAGUGA
Molecule: messenger RNA, 766 nt
Organism: Nestor notabilis (Kea)
Lineage: Eukaryota; Metazoa; Chordata; Aves; Psittaciformes; Psittacidae
Product: G patch domain-containing protein 4-like
Exons: 4
Source: RefSeq, a predicted model, not a curated record